AUGUCGAGCUCAGCAGACGAUGAGGUGGAGGAGGCCCUGAAGGACCUCAUGGCCGUCGGCGAGCAGCUCCCAAGUUUGCUGCUUUCUGUUUGCCGCAGAGCUGCAGCAGUAGCCAGCAGCUCAGGUUUCCCCGACGAACCCACUUCUGGGGGCCCCCAGGGGGGUCCCCCAGGGGGCCCCCCAGGGGGGCCCCCCAGGGGGGCCCCUGGGGGGCCCCCCGGGGGCCCCCCGGGGGGCCCCCAGGGGGGCCCCCAGGGGGCCUGGGGUUUAGGAUGGAGCUCCUCUUCUUGUCCCCACGUGUUUGAAGAGGAGGCAAUUAUGCACUUGAUGUAA
Molecule: messenger RNA, 333 nt
Organism: Eimeria necatrix
Lineage: Eukaryota; Apicomplexa; Conoidasida; Eucoccidiorida; Eimeriidae
Exons: 4
Coding region: 1-333 (110 amino acids)
Source: RefSeq, a predicted model, not a curated record